Messenger RNA from Marasmius oreades (fairy-ring Marasmius), 159 nucleotides. RefSeq lists its product as uncharacterized. The record is from RefSeq and is a predicted model, not a curated record. The transcript is spliced from 3 exons. NCBI's taxonomy places the organism in Eukaryota, Fungi, Basidiomycota, Agaricomycetes, Agaricales, Marasmiaceae. Bases 1 to 159 code for a protein of 52 amino acids.
AUGGUCCUCGUUGGAAUACCAAUUUCGGUGGCAAUAACCCAGACGAUAUCUGGUACAACCUUGAUAGGAUCGCAGGAGAUCAAGUCGGAGAUCGUGGGAUCUUCUGCCAACAAGAUCAUCAAGAUGCCAACUCCUACUGUAAUGGAAAUCCAGGAGUGA